Messenger RNA from Grus americana (Whooping crane), 3202 nucleotides. RefSeq names its product armadillo repeat containing 2 (gene ARMC2). The transcript has 20 exons. Gene Ontology annotation, biological process: sperm axoneme assembly; cilium organization. NCBI's taxonomy places the organism in Eukaryota, Metazoa, Chordata, Aves, Gruiformes, Gruidae. Gene Ontology annotation, molecular function: protein binding. The coding region runs from base 377 to 3010 and encodes 877 amino acids. The record is from RefSeq and is a predicted model, not a curated record.
CGGAUCUCCCACCCCGGCAGGUACGGCUGAGGGGAGCGCGCGGGGUGUAACGGUACCGGCGCCGUGGCCGUGGCGUCCCUUGGCGGAGGUGAGGGAGGAUCCCGAUCGGCUCUGGCGCGCUGCCGGGUCCGUCGCACUUUGCCGCGGCUCGACGGCCAUGGUAAGUUUGAGAAGCAGAAGAGGAGUUUUGGAUGGUUUAAGGCUCAUGAUGAGUUUGCUGUAAAAUGUCAAGGAUGGUACAGAUGGCUACAGAGAACUGCACCAGGAUAGUGAUUGAUUUUGGGGGAUCUGAGAGAUGAUGAAGUAAGUCUUUUACUGCCCACUGCGUUUGCCAGAAGAUGCACCAGGACAGAACACCGAUUGAAAGUUUGGAGGAAUGCACGCUUCAAAGAAUAAAAACACAGAAAAGGCAGAACCAUUCUACAGGCUGUCAGUGCCAAAGCAGAAGACCAGUUCUGAGAUUAUAAAUGAAGCCAGAAAUGUUCUACGAACACUAAGAACUCGGAGACCGUUUACACCUACAGAGGAUCAAAGGAAACUUUUUGGAUCUGGAUCCUCACGAACUCCUCAAAAUAGACCCCCUUCAGUUUUUAGUCUUCAUGCAUCCAGUUUUGAUUUGGCUGAAUCAAGACCAGUGUCUGGUGUUCGUCUUAGCCCACUGGAUCAUAAACCAAUACUAGUCACUUUUGCAAAAGAUGAAGAUUCUUCCAUUUGCCUUCCAAAACCUCCUGCCAGUGCUGCAGAGGUUAGAAAAGUCAGCAGUGUUCGGGCACGCUUAUUUAGAAGAACUUCUCAGGGAAAUUUCCUUUCUGCUGAAAUGGUUCCUCCUGAUCAGAAUGAAGAGAAGCUAGAUUCUGAAGAACCAGCUAUGAUGAAUAAUCUUUGCAGAAGUAAUAACAACUGCUUAGCAGAGCAAAGGUCAUACACACCAUUUAAUGAUGAAAGUAGAAAAUUAAUUUGUAACGAGGUUAUCAGCAGAUCAGAGAGGGAAGACUUCCUAAAAGAGAAAGCAGGAAAAUUUUUAUUUCAAGUGAGAGAAGGAAGUGUCAACACUGAUGGCAGAUUUGCUGAUGAAGAGCAACAGUUUCCCUGUGACCAGAUGAAAAAGCCCGGCACAAGUUCAUCGUGGCCAAGGAGUACGGGCUGGAAGAGAAGAGUAACAGGCUUAGAGGAUGAAACAAGAAUAAAUGAAUCGGAACAGGAAGAAAUCUUUUGGCAUAUAAAGAUUCUACCAAUUCUGCAUGAACUGGAAAAAGAGGACAAUAUAGAAAAUCUUUGUCUGGCUUGCAUCAAGCUCUAUCAAGCCUUGCAUGAAGGAAACAUGCUUGGAAAAAGAUUUAAAAGAAGAAGUGUGCUUCUGAAGACAUUAUAUAAACUUGUAGACAUUGAUUCAGAUCCACUUUGCCUGAAGGUGGCAAAGAUUAUUCUGGCUAUGAAAGUGGAUGAAAAAAAUCUUCUCAGUGUUUGCAAGCUUGCCUUUAAAAUUUGUAGGAAUGAAAAAAAUGAUUACAUCAUUCAAAAUGACAGAUUAUUGGAUUGUUUGCUAGAGGUCCUGAGAACUGAAGAUCUACAAAAAAACAAUGAAGCUCUCCUGUAUUGCAUGGGAGCUAUAAAAUUCAUGUCUGGAAAUGCAGUACUCCUUAAUGAAAUGGUCAUCAAAGGAGCUGUUGAAAUGUUGCUGCAGUUAAUGAAGCGGAUUAAUAAUAUAAAAGAAAAUGACACAUAUUUCUCCAACUUGGGCCACCUAGUAGUCCAGCUGACAGCUACUUUGCGAAACUUGGCUGACUUACCUCCGGCAAGACGCCAACUCAUUUGCGGUGGUGCAGUCUCUGAGCUCUGUGUGGCGCUAGAGCAGCGUAUGAAUGAUAAGGAUGUCUGCACCUAUAUUGUCAGGAUAUUCAGCAAACUUUCCUCCUACGAUGACUUCUGUGCAGCUUUAGCAGACUGUUCCAGAUGUUACAUCUUAUUUUUAGCCCUACUAAACAAACACCAGAAGCAGCAGGAUUUGGUUAUCCGUAUCAUCUUCAUUCUUGGUAAUUUAACAGAAGAGAAUAACCAAGCCCGUGAGCAAUUUUUUAAAGAAAAAGGAAGUGUUAACACUUUGAUAUCGUUAUUCCAAACCUACCAUGAACUUGAUUUGAAUGCACAGAAAUGGUACCAUGAAAGAGAAGGGGAAGAAAAAACCCACCCAAAGCAUCCUUCAGAAACAGAAGAUGUUCUGAUAAAACUGAUAAGAGUGCUGGCCAAUCUCUCCAUUCAUCCCAGUGUAGGAGCAGCUCUGGCAGCUGCCCAUCGUGUUGUGGAAUUACUUGUUACAGUACUAGAAUACAAGUCAGUUGAUGACUGUGAGGAGUUGGUCAUCAAUGCUGCAACAACAAUCAACAAUUUAUCCUACUACAAAGUGAAAAGUUCUGCUGUUCAAGACAGGAAGCUACACAUUGCUGAAAUGCUUUUAAAGCUGUUAAUGAGCAACAAUAUGGAUGGAGUUGUGGAGGCUGUCAGAGUCUUUGGCAAUCUUUCCCAGUAUCAUGAGAUCUGUGACUUCAUCAUACAGAAGAAGAUAUACAAGUUCGUGAUUGCUUUACUUGAUGCCAAGAAGCAAGAUGUCUGUUUUUCUGCCUGUGGAGUUCUGCUCAAUCUCACAGUAGAUGAGAACAAACGAGCUCUUCUGAUGGAAGAAGGAGGAAUUGGAAAGUUAGUUGACUGUUUACGAGACUUUGGACCGUCUGACUGGGACCUGGCUUGUUUGAUAUGCAAAACCUUGUGGAACUACAGUGAAAAUAUCACAAGUGCAGCUUCAUGCUUUGGAGAAGAUACCGACUUGUUGCUGGUGCUGCUUACAUCACUCUUAGAUGAAGAGCUAGCCUUGGAUUACAGCCUCGACAGAGAUUUAAGGGACUACCACAAACUAUAUUGGGAAAGAGAGUUCAAACCUGUGGCAGAAAAACUUCUUGACAGAAUUCAGACACAUCACUCCUUUCUUCCCACUGUGACUAUUACUCCAUUUUAAUCAGUCUGGUUUUUUUGGGGGGGUUUGUGGUGUAGAUUGUACAUCUUUUAUUUCUGAUAUCCCUGUAUAUUGCCAUUGGGAAGCGUGUUGGAGAGCAUGGCAUUUAUAUACGGGGUACUAUCUUUUGAGAAGCUUGUAUUAAAUUUUUGCAUGUGUAAUUAUUUUUUACAAUAUAUUUGAGCUGAUCAAGCA